Clupea harengus (Atlantic herring) is the source of this 1859-nucleotide messenger RNA. RefSeq names its product alpha-(1,3)-fucosyltransferase 7-like. NCBI's taxonomy places the organism in Eukaryota, Metazoa, Chordata, Actinopteri, Clupeiformes, Clupeidae. The transcript has 2 exons. The record is from RefSeq and is a predicted model, not a curated record. The coding region runs from base 127 to 1203 and encodes 358 amino acids.
ACGGGCCCACCGUCAAAAUGAGACAGGAAAGGCAAGGUGCUUCAAGACUCAAUUGACUGUUGAAAGUUGGACUUAGCAGACAGAAGUUGGACACUUCAAAAGGGAAAACUGGCUAACAAAUAGAAAAUGGUGAAACUUUGUGCCCAUCGAUGGACAAUCCCAGCUGUCGUUCUUGUUUGCCUCACUCUGAUUGGAAGCCUGCUUAUCCAUGAAUUGCAAUGGCCUUCAUUAGUGGCCUUUAGAGCCCAAAUGCCAGACCCCAAACCAGUAGACAUCACUAACAUCACUACCAUAUUGAUAUGGUACUGGCCCUUUGACCAAAGAACUGCCUUGGAGGGCAAUGUGUGCCGAGAGAGGUUCGGCAUACCCAACUGUAUUUUGGUAGAUGAUCAAUCCUUGUUCUCUCUGGCAGAUUUUGUGGUUUUCCACAACCGCGAGCUGAUCAAUGGCCAACAAAGACUGCCUGUGCACCUCCCCCGACCACAGAAGCAGAGGUGGUUGUGGUAUUCACUGGAAAGCCCAGUACAUAAUGGGAAUCUGAGGCCUUUUGCUGGACACUUUAACUGCACCAUGUCUUACCGCCUCGAUGCAGACAUCACUUCACCAUAUGGCAGGUUGGUACCACAGAACUUUGGAACUGGAUCGACAGUGGAGGAUUUCAUACCAAAGGACAAGUCUUCUCUGGCAUGUUGGGUUGUGAGCAAUUAUGCCCCCCACCAUAAGAGAACUGAAGUAUACAAUAAACUGAAAUCAAUUAUACCAGUAAACGUGUAUGGUGGAGCAGUGAAUAAGCGUCUAGAUGAUAAGACUAUGAGAUCCACAAUCUCUCGUUGCUACUUCUACCUGGCCUUUGAGAACUCCAUAUCCAGAGACUACAUCACAGAGAAGUUUUGGUACAAUGCCUUCAUGAUUGGAGCUGUGCCUGUAGUUUUAGGUCCACCCCGGGAACAGUAUGAGGCAGUGGCACCAAAAGAUUCCUUCAUCCAUGUGGACGACUUCCAAUCAAUAGAGGAGCUUGGAGAAUUCCUUAGGAAACUGGCCGAGGAUAAGCAGCGCUAUGCCUCAUAUUUCAACUGGCGACUGAAGUAUACAGCAAAACGGUUUGGCGAUUGGAAAGAGGAAUUCUGUAGAAUCUGCCCCAAAGUCAGCAGCUUACAAAAGCAGAAAGUGUACAACGAUUUAGAUGCUUGGGAAAGGAAAUAAAGCAGAAGGGAAGCAAGAAAUCACCAUCAUAUUAUUUCGUAUGAUUUAAUUCCAACCUGUGACCUCCUGUGCCGUCCUUGCACAAGGUGAUAGAAUUCAGAUUUUUGAAAAACAAUCUUCCAGUUGUGUCCAGAUUUUAUAUUUAGAUGUUAUCUUCAUUGCUGAGAAUGCGGUAGGGGGAGGCAGCUCAGACUGAGAACAAAACCUGAUUGUUUCAAAUCCGUUCUCUCCCCUCAUUGUAUGUUCACAUGCUGUCAAACGUUAUACUUGAACUUAAUGGGAGGAGGAAACAAUUGGGGAAGAUAGGGCAGACAGGCAGGUAAUUAAAAGAAAAAUUAAGUAGAAUAUUAUUCAUGAUUUUUUUUCCCAUUAUUUUGAAAAUGGUUAGGUCUUCAGAGCGGGCCGUGUAUAUAUAUUUGUACAUAUUUAUACAUACAGGUGUAGAGCCUGUAGCCCUAACCAGGGGUACUAGUAGAGGCACUAACAUCUACCUAGGUGCGGGGAGUGGUAUGACUUGAUUAACUCACACAAGGAGUUGAUGGUGAUGAGCUGAACAGAUGGCACUUUAUUGCCUCACAACAGCAAUGUAAUAUACACAGUACUGAAAUUGUAUAAAAGAAAAUUAAAAAUACAACAAAAUAAAGCUCUUAAAAUAA